Messenger RNA from Pocillopora damicornis (cauliflower coral), 2058 nucleotides. RefSeq lists its product as uncharacterized. The record is from RefSeq and is a predicted model, not a curated record. Lineage: Eukaryota; Metazoa; Cnidaria; Anthozoa; Scleractinia; Pocilloporidae.
UUAGCAGCCGCGAGUUUGUUUACGAUGGACCUGAAAUUAUUGCUGCAUCUUUGCGAUAUUUCUGGAAGAGAUCAGGGAACUUCUGUCGUCUAAAGAAUAUUUUAUCUCACUUUUGUAAGAAUUUUACCAUUGUUUGUGGAUAGAAAGAUGAGAAACGGCUGCUUGCGUUCAUUAAAGAAGAGUGCCAUUCCAGUUUGGAAUUUGCGUUCUGGAUAACUUGCAACGAAGUUGUCAUGGAAAUCGUCUCGGAAGGAAGUUUGGAGUCUAUAAGCAGACCUGCAAGUUGUGAUACUACAAGAUCUAGAGAUCAAAACUUACCUCAAAAACAUGGUCAAAUGAGAGGCUUUCUAGAAGAGCUCCCUCCUGAAGCUGUCACCAACACCUUAGAUGAAGAUGUUGAUCAUCUUGACUCUGAGGAAGACUCAAUCAUAUCUCCAGUUGAAAAUGAUGUUAUUUUAGAAGACAUCCCAGAAAGAACUGCUACAGCAAACAGCAGUGUAGAAGAGGAAGUGGUAGAUGAUCAGGAAGAUGAUCAAUCAGAGGAGAGUGCAUCAGAGAGAAGUGGUCAUGUAGUCAAACAGGGCGUGUCCCAAGAUGAGGAGGAUUUUGAAGCAAAUCUGGAUCCAAAAGUUAGAAAAGGACUUGAGAGGAUAAGGAAACUGGAUGCGAUUCUUGCUGAUAAACUGAAGAAAGAAAAAGAGGUCAAGAUUCAUAGAAGACAACUGGAAAAGAAGUGGAGAGAGGAGUUAAAUCAACUGGACCAACAACGAGAACAAGAAGGUCAUGGUAAAAUUGACUUGGGUGUCAGCCAUGCACUGGCCCUCGGUCCGCCCACUGAUGACUACGUCCCAGCAGAUGAAGAGGAGCCACUUCUUACACCGUUGUUUGCCACACAACCUCUCGCUGAUGAACGAAAGCACAGCUCUUCUCCCUCUGACAGAGGUGUUACCUCCAGCUGUGAUUCAUGGACAGAACAAGAUAUUGACGAUGUAGAAAACAAAGGCUCCAAAAGAACGCCCAAGAGGAGAGGGAGCAAACAAUCUUCCAAAACUAAAAGAAAAGAACAGAACUUUGUCAAGCGAAACAUCGAGUUGGCUGCUGAUGCUGGGAAUCUGAUCCCCAUGACAGAAGCGGAGAAAAAACGUUUAGAUGAACUACUCUCGGAUGAAACAGAUCUUCUAAUGGUGGAGAAUGCGUACUCAGAAGGACUAUCACUAACAGCAGGUGAAGGUUUUACCCUGGACUGUGAGUCAAAAGCUUCACUCGCCGAAAUAGACAGUAAACUUCAGGAACUUGUACCUCAAGAAGAAAUCGACUUAUUAGCAAACCAAGAGAAUUGGGAGCCUCACAAACAGUUGGAUCAUACACCACAGACAGACAGUUCAAGUGAGAUAAGUACAGACACCAUUGGACUGGGAGAGAGGAUUCUUAGAGAAGAAAAAGAAAUGAGGGACAUGAAAUCGAGACUGCUUGCUAUCGAAGCUGAGCUUCAGACUUUGUACCGAGAGACUGGUAAUGAAUCUGAGGCUGGUUUGUCGGAAGAGAUCCUGGCCAGGCUUAUUGAUGUAAGCUCACGAACAACUUCAAGAAGUACAACAGUGUCGGAAAGUGUCAUGUCGGCUCUUUCUUCCGCCAGACCAGGAGAGGAAAUGAUCCAAGAGGAAGAUGAAACCGCUAUGUUAGCGAUACUUGACGACGAGAAUUCCGAGAACGUGAGACCGGAUAGUGCACAAAGUACGCACCGAAGCACUUGCACACCAGGUUACGAAGAGCGCCGCGCUCAGAGUCAACAGAGUUCACAAAGAAAUGAUUCAAGCAAGCUGAAACGGCACGGCAGGCGGUCACAACAGAGCGUGACUCUGGAAGAUGAUCAAGAUAUGCAGGGACAGAGCUUAAAUGAUUCUCUUGCUAGGGCUCCUGUGAGAGAAUCGAAUCCACGCGCUCAUUCACAGAACUCGAUUCUCUCAAAUGACAGCGGUGACGGGCCGAAGAGCAGAACUUAAAGAACGCCUAAAGAGCUAUAAUACUCUUAUUUAUUUGCAAAAUGGCCGUUGCGAU